Molecule: messenger RNA, 1235 nt
Organism: Mycotypha africana
Lineage: Eukaryota; Fungi; Mucoromycota; Mucoromycetes; Mucorales; Mycotyphaceae
Product: acyltransferase-domain-containing protein
Exons: 5
Coding region: 335-1120 (261 amino acids)
Cellular component (GO): endomembrane system
Molecular function (GO): 1-acylglycerol-3-phosphate O-acyltransferase activity
Source: RefSeq, a predicted model, not a curated record
AUUGACGUUUUAUCACUCUCAUAUAGAAGUUAUAAAUUAUAGCAUGACAGCCAUAAUUAGAACAAUAUCAGAUGCAGUCAAUGCCGUAUUCUACGGUGUUUCUCUAUUCGGGUAAGGUUGAACUUCAGUUUUUUGGAGUUGAACUGCAAUGAGCAGAAAGAAACAGAAAGAAACACGAGGCAAAAAAAAAGUUUAAUAUACUUGACAUUGCUUGACAUUCAGUUUAGCCGGAACAUGUCAAGUGAUUCAGAUCGUGUCGUUUUUAAUACGACCCUUCUCUGAAAAACUGCUGGUCAAAAUAAACUCAAAAUUGAUUGGAACAGUCUGGAAAGUGAUGCAGUAUAUAUUCGAGAGACGCAAACAAGCGCAUAUAACAUUCUCUGGAGAUAAGCUACCUAUGGAAGAAAAUGCUCUGGUAAUUAGUAACCAUCAAUCAUGGACCGAUAUUUACUUGAUUCAUGCAGUAGCGAACAGAAAGGGCAUGUUGCAAAAUUGUAAAUAUUUUGUAAAAGAUUCCAUCAAAUAUCUUCCAUUUUUUGGGUGGGGAAUGUGGCUUGCAGGUUUCCCAUUUGUGCGCCGUAAUUGGACACAGGAUCAGAAGAAAAUACAAGCAACCUUUGAUACCAUCAAACGAUUAGAAACUCCAGCGUGGAUUAUCAAUUAUGUUGAAGGAUCUCGAAUCACUCCGCAGAAACUUACAGAGGCACAACAAUUUUCUAAAGAGCGCGGCUAUACUGUGAUGCGUAAUGUCCUUUUGCCGCGGACAAGAGGCUUCAUCAGUUGCGUGAAUACUUUGCGCAUCUCUCACAUUAAAUAUGUAUAUGAUCUUACCAUCGCUUAUCAGCAUCAGAUUCAUUCAACGCACUUUCAUCAAGCACCUACGAUGGUGCGUGUUCAUGUUCGAUCUCUAUGGCCAGAGUAUCGGUUUCACGUUCAUUGUCGAAGAUAUGCGAUAGAGGACCUGCCGAAGGACGAACAACAAUUGAGCGAUUGGUUGAGGAAACGUUGGGCAGAAAAGGAUUAUAUUCUAGAAUUAUUGAAAAAACAAUGGACAAAAGGAUUAGAUCCAGCAAUUAUGUGGGCCGAGAGCCCUAAUAAGGACUACGGUACAUGUUCUUAGUUUCAAACCUGUCAACGGUUCCACUUUGCACAUACAGUAUAUAGAGUAUCUUUAAAACCUUUUAUUUAUGAGAGUAAAAUACAUAGAUUGAAAAAUGUUCAGCCUUAUUCAGUCG